AUGGCACGUUCGAGGAGUACAUUGACGCUGGUAGUGGCAACAGCUGCGCUGCUGGUUGCUGUAGGAUUUGUUGAGGGAGUUCGCUACACGGGAACGAUCGAUUGGAGCCGUGUGAGACCGUUGAAUGAAUUUCCUCACAUUGCGGCACGAGUGAGCCAGCUGAAGCCAGAGGUCCCCGUUCAGGAUGGAGGAUUCAAGGGACCUUCAACGCGCAUUGUUGGUGGAUCGAUUGCUACUGCUGGACAGAUUCCUUACCAGGUUGCCGUACUCUCGGACUUAGAAUCGGGACAGGCUUUAUGCGGUGGUGUCUUGCUGUCCAACAACUACGUCCUAACGGCCGGUGUCUGCGUUGAGAAUACGUCCGGUGGUGUGGUCGUGCUCGGUGCACUCAAUCUCCAAAAUCCGGCCGAAGCUGGCCAGGUCCGGAUCGCCUACACUGCCGGUAACGUACGCCUGCACGAGGAGUUCUUGGGAGUGAUCUUCCGCAAUAAUAUUGCCGUUAUCCGUCUGUCCGAGCCGGUUACGUUUAGUGAUCGCAUUCAACCGGUGCGCAUUCCGGCAGCUACCGAUAGCCGUACCUUUGCCGGAGUGUUGGCCACGGUUAGCGGUUUUGGGCGUACGUCCGACUCUAGCACAUCCUUCUCGGAUGUGUUGCGGUACGUGCGUAAUCCCAUCAUGACCAAUGCCGAUUGUCACGAUACGGCUUGGGGUGGACUGAUCGAUGGGCAGAAGAUGUGCCUACACUACAUGGAAGCUCGUGCACCGUGUGACGGAGAUGUUGGUGGCCCUAUGACAGUGGUGGACGGUGGCAGUACGUUGCUUGUUGGACUGUACUCGUUCGGUUCGGUGCUGGGUUGUGAAAGUGAUUGGCCAGCGGUUUUCGUCCGGCUCACCUUCUAUCGUCAGUGGAUCGUCGCUAAUACGGAUGUGACGCAGGCAUUGUAA
Anopheles maculipalpis is the source of this 945-nucleotide messenger RNA. Its product is annotated as brachyurin-like. The record is from RefSeq and is a predicted model, not a curated record. The transcript has 2 exons. Gene Ontology annotation, biological process: proteolysis. The coding region runs from base 1 to 945 and encodes 314 amino acids. NCBI's taxonomy places the organism in Eukaryota, Metazoa, Arthropoda, Insecta, Diptera, Culicidae. Gene Ontology annotation, molecular function: serine-type endopeptidase activity.